AUGGCCGACUCUACACCAUCGGCAACUCAGGUUUUAUGUGACUGGAUCCACUCCCUGUCUCUUUCCGAAGUUCCUCCUGAGAAAGUCACAAGAUGCAAAUACUUGCUUUUGGAUGGACUUGCCUGUGCUCUCAUCGGCGCACAUCUACCCUGGUCUGGAGAUGCUCUGAAGGGAGUUCUUUCGAUUGAACCUGAGGGCAGCUGUAACAUCAUCGGAUGGGAAAAGAGAACUGGGCUGUUGGCAGCAGCUCUUCUUAAUAGCACGUUUAUUCAGGGAUUUGAACUGGAUGAUUAUCAUCGAGAAGCUCCGAUUCACUCUAAUGCCAUUGUCCUCCCAACUUUGUUGGCCACCCUUGAGCACUGCGAUGCAGAUCCAUCGGGAAAUGCCAUUACAGGAGCCCAGUUUCUACUUGCGGCCAUUGUGGGCUACGAGACAGGUCCACGAGUAGGCCUUGGUCUGUACGGUAUUGAGGUCCUGUCUCGGGGAUGGCACUCAGGAGCGAUAUUUGGCCCAGCCGCCUCCGCCGCGGCAGCGACGAAGCUGAUGCAAUUGCCCGCUUGCCUGAUUGAAGACGCCAUCGGUAUUGCUUGUACCCAGGCUGGCGGGCUUAUGUCUGCUCAAUACGAGAGCACUGUCAAACGCAUGCAGCAUGGUUUUGCGGCUCGAAAUGGUUUGUUCGCUGCAUUCAUGGCCCGUAGUGAAUAUGUGGGCAUCAAACGGGUUCUGGAGAGGCCCUAUGGUGGAUUUCUCAGUACGUUCAGUCUAGGCAAUGGAAGAACUCCCCGAUACCGACCCGAAAGAGUUGUGGAAGGGCUUAGUUCAAAUUGGGAAAUUGACCAAAUCAUUGUCAAGCCCUAUGCAUCAAUGGCUGCGACUCACGCCACUAUCGAUUGCAUCAGAGCACUGCAGGCUAAGUACCCCAAGCGUUUUGUGGCGAGUCGCAUUCGCCGAAUCACUGUGGAGAUGUCAGAGCCUGCCUUCAAGAAGGGAGGUUGGGAGCCGGAAAAACCUCUCACCGCUACUGGCGCCCAGAUGAGUGCUGUCUAUGCGGCAGCUAUGCAGAUUCUGGAAGGAGAAGUACAACCGGCUCAAUUUGCACCCUCUAAAUUGGAAAGAGAAGACGUAUGGGAACUCAUGGAUAAGAUUCAAUGUGUGCAUAAUACAUCUUUCGACGGGACUGUGGAUGAGAUCUGGCAGCAGCGUCUCCAUGCAGAGCUAUGGGUGCAGGAAGACCAAGCAGGAGAGACCUUGACCCUUACCGAGUUUGUCGCAGCGCCGCGCGGCAAUUUGGUUCCUUUGUCGAAUGCAGAAAUACUCGAGAAAUGGCGACAUCUCACGAAGGAUGUGAUUGACCAAGAUCGACAAGCGGCUAUUGAGAAAUUGGUGCUGGGAUUAGACCAGGUGGAUGAUGUUCGCGUCUUGUCUCAACUACUCCGUGGUCGGACAGGGGAUCCUUUUGAUACUGGCCAUGAUCAAUAA
Molecule: messenger RNA, 1479 nt
Organism: Penicillium maclennaniae
Lineage: Eukaryota; Fungi; Ascomycota; Eurotiomycetes; Eurotiales; Aspergillaceae
Product: MmgE/PrpD family protein
Exons: 2
Coding region: 1-1479 (492 amino acids)
Molecular function (GO): lyase activity
Source: RefSeq, a predicted model, not a curated record